This is a messenger RNA of Mytilus californianus (California mussel), 3264 nucleotides long. Its product is annotated as lysine--tRNA ligase-like. Lineage: Eukaryota; Metazoa; Mollusca; Bivalvia; Mytilida; Mytilidae. Bases 101 to 1909 code for a protein of 602 amino acids. The transcript has 16 exons. Gene Ontology annotation, molecular function: lysine-tRNA ligase activity; tRNA binding; ATP binding. Gene Ontology annotation, biological process: lysyl-tRNA aminoacylation. Gene Ontology annotation, cellular component: aminoacyl-tRNA synthetase multienzyme complex; mitochondrion; cytoplasm. The record is from RefSeq and is a predicted model, not a curated record.
ACCUCGAUUUCAUUGCCGGUUUUGGCGCACGUGUAAAAUUAGCUUUUUUGUUAAUUUUCCAGAAGAAUGGGAGAAGAAAACUUAAGCAAAAACAUUUAAAAUGUUUCGCUCUGCAUUGAGAAAAAGUUGUUUUUGGCUUGUCCAAUGUUCUAAAAGGCUAGGAGGACAAAGAUCUGAUUUUCUAUUAGCAACAAGAACCACACGUCUAACAUAUGCUCAAUGCAGUGAACUUAAAAGACGGAUGAAAGCAGAGAAAAAGGCUAAAGAAAAAGCUGAAAAAGGACUUCAAAACACACCGCAAGCUAAAGAAUCAGAGAAGGCUGUUAAACCAAAAGAUGAUGAAGAAAUUGACCCAAAUGAAUACUUCAAGCUCAGGUCAAAAUCUAUUGCACAGCUUAAAGAAAAAGGAAAUAACCCCUAUCCACACAAAUUUCAUGUACAGAUGUCACUAUCCACAUUUAUUGAUAAUUAUGACAGUAUACCUAUAGGAGAAACUAAGGAAGAGGAAGUCACUGUGGCAGGAAGAGUACAUGCUAAAAGAUUAUCCAGUUCAAAACUGAUAUUCUAUGACUUGAGAGCAGAAGGAGUCAAAAUCCAGGUCAUGUCAAAUGCAAAAUUUUUUGAACCAGUAGACUCCUUUGAUGAAAUAAAUGACAACAUAAAACGAGGGGACAUUAUUGGUGUUGUAGGCAAACCAGGCAAAACAAAAAGAGGAGAGCUGAGUAUUAUUCCAAAGACAAUAACAUUAUUAUCACCAUGUCUACAUCAACUCCCACAUUUACAUUAUGGUCUUAAAAACCAGGAAACCAGAUACAGACAGAGAUAUUUAGAUAUGAUAAUAAAUGAACCAGUCAGACAGAAAUUUAUAACUAGAGCUAAGAUUAUAAAUUACAUUAGAAAAUUCUUUGAUCAACAGGGUUUCUUAGAGGUAGAGACUCCACUAAUGAACAUGAUCCCAGGUGGCGCUACAGCCAAACCUUUCAUCACACAUCACAAUGAUCUUAACAUGGACUUAUAUAUGAGAGUAGCACCAGAACUUUAUCUCAAAAUGUUAGUGGUUGGAGGUAUGGACCGUGUAUAUGAGAUAGGCAGACAGUUUAGAAAUGAAGGCAUUGAUUUAACACAUAAUCCUGAGUUCACAACAUGUGAAUUUUAUAUGGCCUAUGCAGACUACCAAGACCUUAUGGUGAUAACAGAAUCACUGGUAUCUGGUAUGGUAAAAACAUUAACAGGUGGCUAUAAAGUACCCUAUCAUCCUGAGGGUCCAGAUGGACCGGUAUGGGAAGUUGAUUUUACACCACCAUUCAGAAGAAUUAAAAUGAUUCCAGAAUUAGAGUCAAAAUUGGGGGUUAAAUUUCCAAAUCCUACAGAGUUUGGCAAAGAGGAAAGUAGAAAAUUUAUUGAUGAUCUAUGUAAAAAACAUGGUGUAGAAUGUACUUCACCCAGAACAACAGCCAGGUUAUUAGACAAAUUAGUUGGUGAAUAUAUAGAAGAAGAGUGUAUAAGUCCAGCCUUUAUUACAGAACAUCCCCAUAUUAUGAGUCCAUUAGCUAAAUGGCAUAGAUCAACACCAGGUUUAACAGAAAGACUAGAAAUGUUUGUUUGUAAAAAGGAGAUAAUUAAUGCAUAUACAGAGUUAAAUGACCCUGUAGUACAGAGAGAAAGAUUUGCACAACAAGCUAAAGAUAAAGCUGCUGGAGACGAUGAAGCUAUGUUUGUAGAUGAGAAUUUUUGCACGUCCCUAGAAUAUGGUCUACCGCCAACAGCUGGAUGGGGUCUAGGGGUUGACAGAUUAGCUAUGUUCCUCACAGAUUCUAAUAACAUAAAGGAAGUGUUAUUAUUUCCAGCCAUGAAACCUGAUGAACAGAAACCACCAACCAAAGAAGGAGAAGAAGGAAAUGAAAGCUAACGCAAAAACAAUUCUUAAGAUCUUGUUAUUUAUUUAUUAUUUUUAAGAAUCUUAAUUGCAUGAAAAUUUUCUUAUAAUUAUAUGUAAGAUGUUUUCAUAAAGGCCGUUUGUUAAAAAGGAUUCUUGUUUCAUGCAGGAUUUUACAAAUGACACUUGCAGUAUAUCAUUUGAAAAUAGCAGAUUUCGUACAACCUUUUCUUAACAUAAAUAAAAUUUUCAGGGAUUAGUAUAAAAGAAGAAAGAAAAGAAAUGUUUUAUUUAUGAAAUAACAAAAACUUAUAUUUAGCACAAAAAAAACUGGCACAACAUUGGGAACCCAGUUUUCUGGUAGGUACUUUAGGUUCAUUUGAGGGGCUAAACAACAAUGAACAAGGUAACUAUCACACUUUUUUUACAGUGUUGAUAAGAUUAUAUGUACAAUCCUUUAUUAAAAGAUCAUAUUUUUUUGUGAUGUUUAACAAUGAAGCUUAGACGUCAAAUAAGCAAUCCAUAGAAUUACUUGGAUUUUACCAUAAUAAAAUAUUCUGUCAUUUUGCAUGUAGGACAAAAAUGGCAUUUGUAUCACAUAUCUUCAACCAAUUUCUUUGUAUUUGAACAUUGUAAUUUGAAGAAUGAGAGGUUUUGGGAGCUUUUUGUUUCAUUAUUUUCAUCAGUGUACUUAAUAUUGUUUUAGUAUGCAUAUUUUCUUGAAAUACUUAUAAAUUGAAAGACACAAAAUAUUCUGAAUUUAGCAGUUUAUAUUGAAUAGGGUUUUUGCUAAAAAAAAAUAAUCCUAUAUCAAGCUAAUUUGGAAAGUGAUUUCAAUAGUGAAACCAGCCUUAACAAUACAAAGCUUAUAUUGAAAACAUGCCUGAGCUCUUAUACUACAUGUAGUACAAACAGUCAAUUUUCUUUAGCAUAUGUAAUUUUACUUGUGUAAAAUAAACACCUGUAUAAUCUUAAGAGAAUCUCCUAUUCCUUUAGGGGUACUAGGUACACUUGUGUCAAUGUAUUUGGAGAUGAAUAUGGGGUUAUCUUCAACCAAACUUUUUUAGUAUAAAAACUGACAUGAAAUAACUUUUUAUUGAAUUUUCUGAAACUGUACAUUAUAUUUACUCAGUUCAAGUUUAUUAUUAUGCAGCAGUUUAUUGUCACAUUCAAAAUUAGUAGUGACUGUCGCAUAAAUCAGUUAAUUGCAUUGUGUCUGAUAGCAACAUAGACAGAAAAUGUUAAAGUGUACUUGAUUCUCUAAAAUUGUGUACAGGAUAAAAAAAACAACAAGUGUAUAUUCAAAUUGAAAUUCCUGAAUUUAUUUCUGUUUUAUAAACAUAAGUUGUUUGAGAGAAAAAUAAAAGUGCUACAUAUUUAUAUAAUAA